This is a messenger RNA of Molossus molossus (Pallas's mastiff bat), 1492 nucleotides long. It is a transcript of the gene SBDS, whose product is annotated as SBDS ribosome maturation factor. The transcript is spliced from 5 exons. Bases 229 to 981 code for a protein of 250 amino acids. Gene Ontology annotation, biological process: cytosolic ribosome assembly; ribosome biogenesis. NCBI's taxonomy places the organism in Eukaryota, Metazoa, Chordata, Mammalia, Chiroptera, Molossidae. The record is from RefSeq and is a predicted model, not a curated record.
CUCACUUUUCCGGGUCCGGUUUUCACAGGUCCUCCCUGCCUCCUGCGUAGUAAGUCAGUCGGCCGAGCGUGUUGUGGCCGCGGGUUAGGCAGUUAGUCGCGAGGCUGCGCGUUCCACGAGCGGUCCUGAACCGCGCGCCGCCUGGUCGUUACAGCGAGGCGCCGGUGGCUCCCAGGCUGGUGCGGGUCAGCCGAGGUUCGUCGGACCCCAGGACUGUGAGCAGCCACGAUGUCGAUCUUCACCCCCACCAACCAGAUCCGCCUAACAAAUGUGGCCGUGGUACGCAUGAAGCGCGCCGGGAAGCGUUUCGAAAUCGCCUGCUACAAAAACAAAGUCAUCGGCUGGCGGAGCGGCGUGGAAAAAGACCUUGAUGAAGUUCUACAGACCCACUCAGUGUUUGUAAAUGUUUCUAAAGGUCAGGUUGCAAAGAAGGAAGAUCUCAUCAGUGCAUUUGGAACAGAUGACCAGACUGAAAUCUGUAAGCAGAUUUUGACUAAAGGGGAGGUUCAAGUAUCAGACAAAGAACGGCACACACAGCUGGAGCAGAUGUUUAGAGAUAUUGCCACUAUUGUGGCUGAAAAAUGUGUGAACCCUGAAACAAAAAGACCGUACACUGUUAUCCUUAUCGAGAGAGCAAUGAAGGACAUCCACUAUUCAGUCAAUACCAACAAGAGUACAAAACAGCAGGCUUUGGAAGUGAUAAAGCAGUUAAAGGAUAAAAUGAAGAUAGAACGUGCUCACAUGAGACUUCGGUUAAUUCUUCCAGUGAAUGAAGGAAAAAAGCUGAAAGAAAAGCUCAAGUCACUGAUCAAGGUUAUAGAAAGUGAGGACUACGGUCAACAAUUAGAAAUUGUGUGUCUAAUUGACCCAGGCUGCUUCAGAGAAAUUGAUGAGCUAAUACAGAAGGAGACAAAAGGCAAAGGUUCUUUGGAAGUGCUCAAUCUGAAAGAUGUGGAAGAAGGAGAUGAGAAAUUUGAAUGACAUUCAUCAAUCUCUUCAGUUUUGAAACACUAAAUCAUAUUUCUCACCAUCUUGUUUUCUUUCUGUAGUCUGCCAAAUACUUGCUCAAAUUUUUAUGUUUUCCAUGUUUGUGUUAAAAGAUUUUGCUAAAUAAGUAUUAUAAUGUGUGGUUAAUUUAGUGUUAUAAAUUAGGGCUUUAAGUAAAAAUGAAAAAUUUAAGAUACAAAAGUCCAGAGUAGCAUUUUGCUGUCUCAUGCCUUCGUAGCUUUCCAAGGUAAAAGUUACUUGAGGCAGCUCUGUGGAAAAAAAUAAAUUUUGUACAUUAUAAUAAGAUUAAUUUGGGGAGGAUAUAUCUGUAUAACAAAAAGGGAGUAUUUGCUGAAAAAGGAAACAAUGUUUUAUUUCUACUUAAUGAAACGCAUGUAUAGGGGUAACUAUACUGUGGCCUAAUAUAAAGUUAGAUAAUGGCUUCCUGAUUAUCUGAAAAGUAGAUAUAACUGUGCAAGACUUAAAUAAUUAUUAUUAAACACGC